Messenger RNA from Naegleria lovaniensis, 846 nucleotides. RefSeq lists its product as uncharacterized. The transcript has a single exon. The coding region runs from base 1 to 846 and encodes 281 amino acids. Lineage: Eukaryota; Heterolobosea; Eutetramitea; Acrasida; Naegleriidae. The record is from RefSeq and is a predicted model, not a curated record. Gene Ontology annotation, molecular function: protein binding.
AUGAAUAUUUCAACAAACUCUACCCAUUCCGAAACACCAACUUCAGAACAUGGCGUACCUUCUUCAUCAUCACCGUCCACCCCAGGACGAUCACCAAGAAUUAUCACUCCGAGAAGAGAUCAUCACGGUGGUAGUUCUUCAUACACUCCUCUCAAAACUCCAACAUCAUCCACAAAUUCUUUGAUUGAUCAUCAAGAUGAAAAAUCAAAACAAAAACGAUCGGAAACUAUCUUGAAAAUGUUUAAUAGAGAAUUAGAAAGGAAUGCAACAUUUGUAAAAUUAACGUUUAAAUUAAUUGAUUGUGAUGAUUUAAUUUACAUGUAUGAAAAUAGUAUGGUAUUGAAUCCAGUCUUAAAUGUAAAUAAUAAUCCCAUGUUUAAGUGUCAUGUUAUGUAUUUAGACUUGACUGGAAACCGACUUGGAAAUGCUUCAUGUUGCAGUUUACUUGCUGAAAUUUUGGCCCAAAAUUCAACAAUUCAAUACUUAAAUUUGUCUCUUAAUGAUAUGGGAGUCGAAGGUUUGAGUGAGCUUGUGAAAGUAUUUCAUAACGUGAAAAACAAAUCAGAAACAGCCAUGCUAUUACCUCACCAACCACCAGCAUCAACAGAAAAUAAUCACUCUCAGCAACAUGUAAAUACCACUCUGAAACAUUUGGAUUUGACAGGAAACAGAAUUGGAGAAGAAGGAAUACGGGCUCUGAUAGAAAUGGUCAAGAAUAAUGACUCACUGGUGACUUUGAGUGUACGAUCGAACCGAGUGAAAUCCAGCAGUGGUGUUGAUGCUUUGAUGGAAUUGAUGGCACUGGCAAUGUCUGGUUCUCAUUCGGUGCGAGAAGUUUUUGUGUAA